This is a messenger RNA of Drosophila ficusphila, 1862 nucleotides long. It is a transcript of the gene prtp, whose product is annotated as thioredoxin domain-containing protein 5 homolog. Bases 113 to 1390 code for a protein of 425 amino acids. Gene Ontology annotation, biological process: protein folding. NCBI's taxonomy places the organism in Eukaryota, Metazoa, Arthropoda, Insecta, Diptera, Drosophilidae. Gene Ontology annotation, molecular function: protein disulfide isomerase activity. The record is from RefSeq and is a predicted model, not a curated record. Gene Ontology annotation, cellular component: endoplasmic reticulum. The transcript is spliced from 3 exons.
AUGUUUUUUCAGCUCUAUUGAGCACCAGUCAAUUUUCGAAGUAUUGAAAUUUUAUUUUGUAUCCGGACGUGGUGCUCCCAGCAUUUAGAUCUCUUAAAACGUUCCGUGCACAAUGUUGGCCAGGUCGAUUCUCUCCGUGGCGGUCUGCGGACUGCUGCUUUCGCCGCUCCUGCCCACCGCCCAUGCGUCCCAGGAGGAGGACACCAACUCCUCCGCCGGCAAGCAAGCGGACAAGCAAUUCGCCGUGGAAUUGGAUCCAGAAACCUUCGAAACUGCAGUCGCCGGCGGCAAUGUCUUCGUCAAGUUCUUUGCACCCUGGUGCGGGCACUGCAAGCGUCUUCAGCCGCUUUGGGAGCAGCUGGCGGAGAUCAUGAACGUGGAUGAGCCCAAGGUGAUCAUCGCCAAGGUGGACUGCACCAAGCACCAUUCCCUGUGCGCCACCCACCAGGUCACCGGCUAUCCCACGCUGCGUCUCUUCAAGCAAGGCGAACCGGAGUCAGUCAAGUUCAAGGGAACUCGGGAUCUGCCCGCCAUCACCGACUUCAUCAACCAGGAGCUGAGCACUCCCGCGGAGGCGGAUCUGAACGAGGCCAAGCGCGAGGAGGUCGCGAACCCGAAUCUCGGCCAGGUGGUGGACCUCACCGAGGAGACCUUCGCCAAGCACGUGUCCAGCGGCAAUCACUUUGUCAAGUUCUUUGCUCCCUGGUGCAGUCAUUGUCAGCGACUGGCUCCCACUUGGGAGGAGCUGGCCAAGGAGCUUGUGAAGGAACCCAGCGUGGCCGUCUCUAAGAUUGACUGCACUCAGUUCCGCUCCAUUUGCCAGGACUUCGAAGUCAAGGGCUAUCCCACUUUGCUGUGGAUCGAGGAUGGCAAGAAGAUUGAGAAGUAUGCGGGCUCCCGAGAUCUUUCCACUCUGAAGACCUAUGUGGAGAAGAUGGUGGGCGUAGCACCAGUGAAGACGGAGGAGAAGGCCGAAGACCAGGCAGAAGAGAAGGCCGGUGAUGAGAAGGAGGCAGGCAGCGAGGAGGAUGCGGCCAAGAAGCUUAUUCCCCAACAGAUUACCGGCGAGGCGGAGUUCGACGAGGCCAUUGCAGAAGGUGUGGCCUUCAUCAAGUUCUACGCGCCGUGGUGCGGACACUGCCAGAAGCUGCAGCCCACAUGGGAGCAGCUGGCCACGGAGACGCACCAGGCGCAGAGCAACGUGAAGAUCGCCAAGGUCGAUUGCACGGCGCCCGAGAACAAGCAGGUGUGCGUUGACCAGCAAGUGGAGGGCUACCCGACGCUCUUCCUCUACAAGAACGGCAAGCGACAAAACGAAUACGAGGGCAGUCGCUCGCUGCCGGAGCUGCAGGCCUACCUAAAGAAGUUCCUGGCUCACGACGAGCUCUAAGUCCGCAGGACGUUCAGAGCCCGGGGAUAUCAGCAGCAGUCGAAUGAACAAACAAACACGCCCGCCAAACUAAUUGUAAUCGCAAUGUUUUCUCUUCAAAAUAUGUACCAGCAGAAGCCUCUGUGAGGAGCCCGCAUUUAAACUAUUGUUAUCAAGAACAACAACAACAACAAAAACACCCAAAAAGACAACAUGCUAGCUGGAUUCGAUAAGUCAUUCAUCACUUGUGAUCUUUGUUCCCCCGCUGUGUUCAAGUUUUCGUCCUCCUCUUCGCCAGCUGAGUUUGGUUCCAUGUUUUUUUAUGUUUUUAGUAUUUACUUCAAUGGGACACAGGACUGUGUGAACGAACAAUGCCAUUUAGCGAACUUUAUUUCCAAUUUCUAAAUCACUUUGUGGUCGGUAGGCUACUUUUAAGUCAUCCUUAGGAAAAAUUGUCAGAACAAUACAAAUAAAUAUCAAUUGGAAAACAUGA